CACUUGCAGCCUUGCCAUCGCCAAGACGGCUCUUCCCGUUUGGACUUUGGACGUGACUAGCACACCAACCUACUCCGCGACUCCGAUCGGCGACACCAAACGAGCGUCCCUCUCCCUCUCCCCAUCCAAAUCCCAAAUCAAAUGCUCACUUCCGCCACCGCCCCCUCCUCGUCGUCCCACGCCUGCACCCGUCCUCGCCGCACCGCCUCCGCGCGCGGGCGCCGGCCCCGCCCCGUGCUCGCCAUGGCCGCCUCCGACGACCCCCGCGCCGCGCCCGCCAGGUCGGUCGCCGUCGUCGGCGCCGGCGUCAGCGGGCUCGUGGCGGCGUACAGGCUCAGGAAGAGCGGCGUGCGGGUCACGGUGUUCGAGGCGGACGACCGGGCCGGGGGGAAGAUACGGACCAACUCCGACGGAGGGUUCCUCUGGGACGAAGGGGCCAACACCAUGACCGAAAGCGCACUGGAGGCUAGUAGACUAAUCGAUGAUCUUGGCCUCGAGGACAGACUGCAGUAUCCUAACUCCCAGCACAAGCGCUACACUGUUAAAGAUGGAGCGCCAGCAUUGAUUCCCUCAGAUCCCAUUGCGCUGAUGAAAAGCAGUCUUCUAUCUACAAAAUCAAAGUUUAAGUUAUUUCUGGAACCAUUUCUUUAUGAGAAAUCUAGCAGAAAUAACUCCAAGAAAGUGUCUGAUGAGCAUAUACGUGAGAGUGUUGGGAGCUUCUUUGAACGCCACUUUGGAAAGGAAGUUGUCGACUACCUUAUUGAUCCAUUUGUAGCUGGAACAAGUGCAGGAGAUCCUGAGUCAUUAUCUAUCCGUCAUGCAUUUCCAGCGUUAUGGAAUUUAGAAAAGAAGUAUGGUUCUAUCAUUGCUGGUGCCAUCUUGUCUAAACUAACAGCUAAAGGUGAUUCGACUAAGAAAGGAAGCGCUGUAUCAGGAAAAGGAAGGAAUAAGCGGGUGUCAUUUUCAUUUCAUGGUGGUAUGCAGACACUAGUAGAUGCACUUCACAAAGAAGUUGGAGAUGGUAAUGUGAAACUUGCGACACAAGUGUUGUCAUUGGCAUGUAGCUGUGAUGGACUCUCUGCAUCAAAUGGGUGGUCAAUUUUUGUUGAUUCAAAGGAUGCUAGUAACAGGGAGCUCGCAAAGAACCAACCCUUUGAUGCUGUUAUUAUGACAGCUCCACUGUCUAAUGUCCAGAGGAUGAAGUUUACAAAAGGUGGAGCUCCCUUUGUGCUAGAUUUUCUUCCUAAGGUGGAUUAUCUGCCGUUAUCCCUCAUGGUAACAGCUUUUAAGAAGGAAGAUGUCAAAAGACCCCUGGAAGGAUUUGGGGUGUUGGUACCCUAUAAGGAACAGCAAAAACAUGGUCUGAAAACCCUUGGAACCCUCUUCUCCUCUAUGAUGUUCCCAGAUCGAGCUCCUAAUGACCAACACUUAUUUACAACAUUCGUUGGGGGAAGCCACAAUAGGGAUCUCGCUGGAGCUCCAACGGCUAUCUUGAAACAACUUGUGACUUCUGACCUUAGAAAGCUCUUGGGUGUAGAGGGGCAGCCAACUUUUGUGAGACAUAUACAUUGGAAAAAUGCUUUUCCUCUGUAUGGCCAUGAUUAUGAUUCGGCAUUGGAAGCUAUAGGAAAGAUGGAGAGUGAUCUUCCAGGGUUUUUCUAUGCAGGAAAUAACAAGGAUGGCUUGGCUGUUGGAAAUGUUAUAGCUUCAGGAAGUAAAACUGCUGAUCUGGUGAUCUCGUAUCUUGAGUCAGGCAUCAAGCAAGAUAAUUAACACCCAAGGUAUCUGAUGUUUUGUAGCAUUGGCAGACUAUUUUGCUCACUUCAUGUAGAUUGAAAACGAUAGCACCGGUUGGAAUCUCUUUAUGAAGCUUAACCAUUAACCAUUAACCUGAUAUCCACUGUCCAACUUGUGUAAAGAUGGGCAAGGAGUGCAAUAUAACUCUGGUGGCCUGAGGCGCACUUAUGUUGUUUGGAACAGUGAUCCUUUCUAAAAAGGCUUACAUUUCGGAACGGAGGUAGUACAUGUUUUGACAACAGAAGUUACUAUCUUGGAAUAUUUCUGUCUUUCCGAGAAUACAUGAUAUGUAUAAUUUAUCAAGUUGAGAUUCUAGCAAUAAAGCCUCCAAAAUUGCAUAGAGCUCAAGAGUUUUGUUGGCCCUCACACAUUUAGGUACCCGGUGCAAGGGUUUUGUGGUGCUCGAUAUUUUAAGAAUUUUUGUUGAAACAACAUUUAUGUAACAUUGUAUUAAAUUUCACAGAUAUUUGUCUUUAUUUUUUUCUUGGGUCAUGCAAUAAAGUUUGACUUGAAAUUUUGCAGCAUGGUA
This is a messenger RNA of Lolium perenne, 2326 nucleotides long. NCBI's taxonomy places the organism in Eukaryota, Viridiplantae, Streptophyta, Magnoliopsida, Poales, Poaceae. The record is from RefSeq and is a predicted model, not a curated record.